AUGUCAACACCACCGCCCGCUCCGUCGCGAAACGACCGCAAAGCCUGUUGGGCAGCGCGAGACGAGUUCUUCCAAUGUCUCAACGCCAACGGCGUCAAUGUCCCUCCAGAGUUUCAGCCGCGUGGACAAGGAGCUUGUGCAAAGCAGAGGGAGGCUUACGAGGGAGCUUGCGCAAAGAGCUGGGUCGAAUACUUCAACAAGCGACGGGUAUUAGAGAUCAGGCAGCAGAUCACGUUGGACGCUCAACAGGCGGAUCGGGAUGCUAGGGACAGGGUAUAUGAAGCCAAGCAAAAAUGA
Messenger RNA from Filobasidium floriforme, 297 nucleotides. Its product is annotated as cytochrome oxidase c subunit VIb-domain-containing protein. Lineage: Eukaryota; Fungi; Basidiomycota; Tremellomycetes; Filobasidiales; Filobasidiaceae. The coding region runs from base 1 to 297 and encodes 98 amino acids. Gene Ontology annotation, cellular component: mitochondrion; respiratory chain complex IV. The transcript has 2 exons. The record is from RefSeq and is a predicted model, not a curated record.